Molecule: messenger RNA, 1695 nt
Organism: Pocillopora meandrina
Lineage: Eukaryota; Metazoa; Cnidaria; Anthozoa; Scleractinia; Pocilloporidae
Source: the annotation of a GenBank genome assembly
AUGGAAGCAAAGUAUAGACAAUUGAUUGGCCCUCUGGGUAUCUUAUUUUCAAAAGUACAAAAAAAAAAGGAAAGAAGGGGGGUAAAGUCUAUAUAUGAGCUAAGUGAGCUAAGUGGCCCAUCCAGCUGGAGCUUAACCCAGUUUCCUUAGCAUGAAGCGACUAUAGUAGGAUUAUUGCCACUCUCCCCUCCUUGGAGAGAAUGCCAGUACAUCAAAAGGUCACCUUACCCCCCCUCCCCAGCAUUUUGUAAGGCUUCCCUGACAAUGCAUCAAUACUCAUGACACUCCUGGGCUGGAAGAGGAACUGUGAAAAUAAAGUAUUAUGCCUAAGAACACAACACAAUGAACCCAGCCGAGACUCGAACCUAGUCCUCUUGUCCCAGAGUCCAGGGCACUAACCAAUACGCCACCACAUCUCCCCCUUUUCCCCCUUUUAGAAGUAAUAUUGGUUAUUUUUGCUAAAUUUUCAGAAAUUCGGCUCAUUUGUCCGUAAUUUUUUUUUUUUUUACAGGAAGCAUGUCUAUGUCAGACCAGGCCUCCUCAGAGGAUUCUGGCAUGAAUAUCUCAGAUAGACUGGGUCUGGAUGUCAUUUUCCAAGAAGAAGAAUCAGCAGAACACCUCAGUCUUGAUAUGUGGGGAAGUUGUCGCGCCGACAACUUUCAACAAAAGCUGAAAGAAAAUGAAAGUUUUAAACCACUGAGAGUCCAUCUGAUGAAACUUGUUUCAGACUACUUUAAUAGGGUAAACGUCAGUUACUUUAUUUAUGGUGGUACAGCCCUAGCUGUUUAUCGUGAAGGUGGAAAAAUUAUCAAACACGAUGGCGAUAUAGAUGUGGCUAUUCUUGAAACUGAUUUCUCUAACGUUGUCCGCAAUAUUGAUAAAUUUCCGGCAUUGAAAGACGGUGAUGUUUUAAUGUCAGAUGAAUGUUCCCUUCGCAAGCGAGGCUGGUUUGAUGGGGGAGGAAAGGAGAUUCCAUUUUGCGGAGUCGGAGGGAAACGUAUAAAAUUCAUUGCCACUAGAAAGCUUUUCAGACAGUUUGGAUUCGAGACCGAUGAACAUUUUGAUAUAGGUCUGGCACGUGUGGAUGUUUUUACUCUUAGCGAACAUCCCGAUGAUCCGAAAUGCUUCUGUGUCAACUGGAAUUUACCGGGUGUCUACGAUUACAAAAAGAAAGCCUUCCCAAAAUCAAUAUUUUUCCCUAUAAAAACCUACUCUUUUGAAGGGCUGGAAGUUACUGGUAUGAACGACCUCAAAGCUUAUCUGGAGAUAGAGUACGGGUAUUUAGGCCGAGGCGCUAUGUACGAUUGUAAAACUCAGCUUUACGUCAAAAUACCAAACAACUUGCUCACUCAACUUCCGGGACACAUUCAGAAGUCUUUUCUUAAUGAUUCGUGACUUGCCUUUUUUAAGGAUGUUCAGAUUUUUUUCCUUUAAAGCGUGUCAUAAUUUUAGUAUUCUGAGUUCAGUUCAUUCCCCAAUCGUACUUAUCCUGUAUUUUACUAAUUUCCACGUCCAAGAUGCAGUCUAGUGUCCAGUCAGUCACCUGUGUGAUCCAUAAGCUAGUAGUACGAAAAUUCCUGCAUGAUAUGAAUGACAAAAAACGAGUCACUUUUUAUAACGGUUUAAAAAAAGAGAGUGGCGCAUUACUUUUAGGUUUUGCACGCACAGUCUUAAAUGAAUUCUGCCUAAUCCAUU